GCAGAGGGUGUGGUGGCAGUGGCAGUGGCUGUGUCAGGGGACAGCAGGGGAGGGAAGACAGCCAAGGCUCACUGAGGCUGGUGGAGGGAGCCGCUGCUGGGCCCACCAUGGACCGCCGGAUGUGGGGGGCCCGAGUCCUCUGCGUGUUGAGCCAGUUACCGACCCAGGUAUUGGGCCACAUGCACCCAGAAUGUGACUUCAUCACCCAGUUGAGAGAGGAGGAGAGCUCCUGUCUACAGGCAGCAGAAGAGACGCCCAACACCACCCUGGGCUGCCCUAGGACCUGGGAUGGGCUGCUGUGCUGGCCGGCGGCAGGCUCUGGCGAGUGGGUCACCCUCCCCUGCCCGGAUUUCUUCUCUCACUUCAGCUCAGAGUCAGGAGCUGUGAACCGGGAUUGCACCAUCACUGGCUGGUCGGAGCCCUUUCCACCUUACCCCGUGGCCUGCCCUGUGCCCCUGGAGCUGCUGGCCGAGGAGAAAUCUUACUUCUCCACGGUGAAGAUGGUCUACACCAUGGGCCAUAGCAUCUCUAUUGUGGCCCUCCUCGUGGCCAUCACCAUCCUGGUUGCUCUCAGGAGGCUCCGCUGUCCCCGGAACUACGUCCACACCCAGCUGUUCACCACCUUCAUCCUCAAGGCGGGAGCUGUGUUCCUGAAGGAUGCCGCCCUCUUCCACGCCGACGGCACUGACCACUGCAGCUUCUCCACCGUUCUAUGCAAGGUCUCCGUGGCCGCCCUGCAUUUCGCCACCAUGACCAACUUCAGCUGGCUGUUGGCAGAAGCCGCCUACCUGACCUGCCUCCUGGCCUCCACCUCCCCCAGCUCAAGGAGAGCCUUCUGGUGGCUGGUUCUCGCUGGCUGGGGGCUGCCUGUACUCUUCACUGGCACGUGGGUGGGCUGCAAGCUGGCCUUCGAGGACACUGCGUGCUGGGACCUGGACAACAGCUCCCCCUACUGGUGGAUCAUCAAGGGGCCCAUCGUCCUCUCGGUUGGGGUGAACUUUGGGCUUUUUCUCAAUAUUAUCCGCAUCCUGCUGAGGAAACUGGAGUCAGCUCAGGGCAGCCUCCAUACCCAUUCUCAGUAUUGGCGUCUCUCCAAGUCGACACUUUUUCUUAUCCCACUCUUUGGAAUUCACUACAUCAUCUUCAACUUCCUGCCUGACAAUGUCGGCCUGGGCAUCCGCCUCCCCCUGGAGCUGGGACUGGGCUCCUUCCAGGGCUUCAUCGUUGCCAUCCUCUACUGCUUCCUCAACCAAGAGGGAUUCGCAGACUGGGCCUAGGAUGCAGGUUCCUGGAAAGAUCCCUUGACUGGCAAGCUCUUCCUCUCUCAGGGCUCCAGCUUCCACAUCUGAGCGGGAAGGGGAGCAGGUUGCUCGGCAGGCCACGUCUCGGAGUCUCACCAGGGACACCGGACGGCCGGCAAGGAGUGGGGCUGAGACGCGCAAUGCUCAUUGCGGCCACCAGGUGGCAGUCUAACUGCAGCCAAGAGCCCUGGCUGGGCCGGCGGUGCUGCCUGCAGGAGCUGAUGCUGGACGUGCACGCAGGACUCCAGCGGCCUGCCUGGGGCUCAGCGAGCCAAGGCUGCUUAGGUGGGGAGGGAGGGUCCUGGCAGGGGCGUGGAGGAGCAAGACAUCUCCACUUCCCCCUCCGCCUGCAGGCCCCAGUGCUGAUGAAUAAGAAGCAGAUUAAGAAGAGGGAGAACUGAAGAGACAGGAGGAUCAGGGUCCACUAGAGCCCGCCUAAGAUCCAGAGCACAGGGCCUUCCCUGGGCCCC
This is a messenger RNA of Sapajus apella (tufted capuchin), 1771 nucleotides long. RefSeq names its product growth hormone releasing hormone receptor (gene GHRHR). Gene Ontology annotation, cellular component: plasma membrane. The record is from RefSeq and is a predicted model, not a curated record. Lineage: Eukaryota; Metazoa; Chordata; Mammalia; Primates; Cebidae. Gene Ontology annotation, biological process: adenylate cyclase-activating G protein-coupled receptor signaling pathway; cell surface receptor signaling pathway; positive regulation of cell population proliferation. Gene Ontology annotation, molecular function: peptide hormone binding; G protein-coupled peptide receptor activity; growth hormone-releasing hormone receptor activity. The transcript has 13 exons. The coding region runs from base 108 to 1277 and encodes 389 amino acids.